AUGUCCAAGCGUGCCCGAGACGUCGAGCUAGAUCAGCUGGUGCAUGACAAGCCGCUUGAUGGCAGGGACGCCUCCCUUCCUGGCCGCGGCACGCUAGAGCAGCUCCCCAAUGUCCCCAGCUACCGAGCCACCACUGCCUCCCGCAUCCCCAUCCUUGUCACCAGCAUCCCAAAGGCUGGAGUGGUCAACCCCAAUUUUUGCAAUGAGGAGCAAUCCCCACUAGGUAAUUACCCCAUCGUGGACAUCAAGGACGUGGAUGGUGGAGAUGAUGCUGUGGAGGAUGACAGUACCCACUUACCAGUCCCCACCACUGGCGCUCCCAACACGCUGGCAGUGCCCGGCACGGUGCCAGCAUCCCCCAGGAAGAAGCUGCUGGCCCCACCAGAUGGUCUGGACGAGGGAUCGGUGCCCCAGUCCCCCAGCCAUGCGCUGCUGGGCCAGGACGAGGAGCAGAAGGAAAGCCUGCCGGAGCGCAUCGGUUCGGCCACGAGCCUGAGCAGUGCCAUCGUCAACACCCGGCUCCAGGAGCUGGUGAAGCUCUUCAGAGAGAGGACUGAGAAGGUGAAGGAGAAGCUGACUGACCCUGAUGUCAGCUCGGAUGACGAGAGCCCUACAGCAUCCCCUGCCAAGCCAGCGCCAGCGCCACCACCUGUGCCUCCCCCAGGAGGGGAGCCAGGGGGGGACAAGCCAGCAGAGGAAGAGCACUACUGUGAGAUGUUGUGCUGCACCUUCAAGUACCCACCCUGGGUGCAUCGCCUGAAAAACUACCAGUUCCCCAGCAGCAUCGACCCAUUCGCCAACCUGAUGUACGUGCUGUGGCUGUUCUUCGUUGUCAUGGCCUGGAACUGGAACUGCUGGUUGAUCCCUGUCCGCUGGGCUUUUCCCUACCAAACGCCAACAAACAUCUAUCUCUGGCUGCUCAUGGACUACCUCUGCGACCUCAUCUAUCUACUGGACAUCCUCGUCUUUCAGACCCGGCUGCAGUUUGUUCAGGGCGGGGACAUAAUAACUGAUAAAAAGGCCAUGAAAGAGAACUACCUGCGAUCAGAACGCUUUAAGAUGGAUGUGGUGUGCCUCCUGCCCCUGGAUAUCUUCUACUUCAAAUUCGGUGUCAACCCACUCUUACGCUUUCCUCGCUGUUUGAAGUACCUGGCCUUCUUCGAGUUCAAUGACCGCAUGGAGGCUAUCCUGAGCAAGGCAUACAUCUACAGAGUGAUUCGGACCACUGCCUAUUUACUGUACUGCUUGCACGUAAACUCCUGCCUCUAUUACUGGGCAUCAGACUACGAAGGACUGGGCUCUACCAGCUGGGUCUACGAUGGGGAAGGAAACAGCUACAUCCGCUGUUACUACUGGGCAGUCAAAACCCUCAUCACCAUCGGGGGCCUGCCAGACCCCAAGACGCUGUUCGAGAUCAUCUUUCAGCUGCUGAACUACUUCACGGGCGUCUUUGCUUUCUCCGUCAUGAUAGGGCAGAUGAGAGACGUGGUCGGCGCCGCUACCGCAGGGCAAACUUACUACCGGAGCUGCAUGGACAGUACCAUUAAAUACAUGAACUCCUACAGAAUCCCCAAAAUUGUUCAGAACCGGGUGAAAACGUGGUACGAGUACACUUGGCAUUCACAAGGCAUGCUAGAUGAGUCGGAGCUGCUGGUGCAGCUGCCAGACAAGAUGAGGCUGGACAUUGCCAUUGAAGUGAACUACAACAUCGUGAGCAAAGUGGCCCUCUUCCAGGGCUGCGACAGGCAGAUGAUCUUUGACAUGCUGAAGCGGCUCAGAUCUGUGGUCUACCUGCCUAGUGACUAUGUGUGUAAGAAGGGAGAAAUCGGCCGCGAGAUGUACAUUAUCCAGGCAGGACAAGUGCAGGUGCUGGGGGGACCCGACGGCACAACUGUGCUGGUGACUCUGAAACCUGGAUCCGUGUUUGGAGAAAUAAGCUUGCUGGCGGCAGGAGGGGGAAACCGCCGAACAGCGAACGUCGUAGCUCACGGCUUCGCCAACCUCUUCAUUUUGGAUAAGAAGGACUUGAACGAGAUUUUGGUGCAUUAUCCAGAGUCUCAGAAGCUUCUGCGUAAAAAGGCCAGAAAAAUGCUGAAAAAUAACAAUAAGCCCAAAGACCAGAAGGGAGGACCCGCAGACCCGCUGAUCAUCCCCCCGAAGGCUGACACCCCGAAGCUCUUCCAGGCUGCCCUGGCCGCCACGAGGAGGAUGGGAGACAAGGGGCCACUGGCACGGCUCCGCUGGAGGCUGAAGGAGCUGAAGGCGAUGGAGGCAGCACAG
Molecule: messenger RNA, 2280 nt
Organism: Antrostomus carolinensis (chuck-will's-widow)
Lineage: Eukaryota; Metazoa; Chordata; Aves; Caprimulgiformes; Caprimulgidae
Product: cyclic nucleotide gated channel subunit beta 1
Exons: 17
Biological process (GO): monoatomic cation transmembrane transport; retina homeostasis
Cellular component (GO): photoreceptor outer segment; intracellular cyclic nucleotide activated cation channel complex; plasma membrane
Molecular function (GO): cGMP binding; intracellularly cAMP-activated cation channel activity; intracellularly cGMP-activated cation channel activity
Source: RefSeq, a predicted model, not a curated record